Molecule: messenger RNA, 2977 nt
Organism: Ectocarpus siliculosus
Lineage: Eukaryota; Phaeophyceae; Ectocarpales; Ectocarpaceae
Source: the annotation of a GenBank genome assembly
AUGCACUUCAAGGCGAUUUUGGGCGGGAUUUUCGGGAAGCAGGAUGCGACGAAAGGCCCCGAGAGCGGCCCCACUUCUCGUAUUUGCGGGAGCACGACUUUCGAAAACAGCUGGAUGUUCGCCACCACCUCAUUCUACCGCCUUUCGGGCCUCUCCGACGCCCUGAAACCAACGCGGGCUGGAGGGUCGAGUAGCAGCAACAGCAACGGUAGGAGGAGGAAUAGGCCGGGCGAUCCGAGAUUGUGCGGCAUGGAACCCAUGGCGGUUUCGCUGCUGUCGCUCCUGCUGGCUCGCCCCCCGGAGUCGUCUCCUCCUGACACCAAGAAUCUCUUCAGCGUGCUACUCUUGUUCCCGCAGGGGCGGAUGCCUCACCACGCCGUGAGGUUUCAGGAGGAGGUUCCAGGAGGCGACCUUGUGGGCGGAGGGGCAGCUGCCGAGGUCGUGAGGGCCGCGCCCGAUCUCGAACUGUCUACUCUGGAACUGUACCUGUUUCACUUCGCCUGGUACGCCCUCUCCUCUUACGAAGACUUCUACCACGGUCUCGAGGGGCCCGGGCGACUAACCGUCCCCUACCGGACCCACCACUCAAUGGAGCCCGCGUUUCGGCAGGAGAGAGUCGCUCUGGGGUGGCGCAGGCAUGGAGUGAUCGGGCUGACUCAUCUGAACCCCUACUUGACUCUCCUCAAGGACUAUUUGGAGGCGUUCUUCCCUCACCGAGGCGGUGCCGGCAUCGGUGGACUGGGCGGGGGCGGCAGCGGGACCGGAAUGAGCCUUCAGGGCGAGCUCUUACUCCGGGUGCUGGUGGAGUUCUGGCUGGAGGGCAACACGGUUCUUCGACCGGGCGUGCUGAAAGAGGCUCAAACUGAUCCGACGUACCCCACGCGCGUCAGGCUGAAAGAGGCCUGUCGCCGCAAUCUGGACCUUACAGGAGGGAUGCCUGCGGCACCGGCAAGAACCGGGGAGGGCUCCAGCGAGGGCGAGAGGUCGGCCCUAACCCCUGCGCUGGAGGUGCUUCGACCGCACGUGUUCGGGUUCCUGAGGGUGGCGUUUUCGGCGGACAACACGAUGCACUUGAGCUCGGCAGGCUUUUCUCUGGCGGUGGAGCUGUGGGUGCUUUGGAUGAGGCCCUGGGCCGCGGCGUCGAUCUUGAGAGGUCAUUCUCCCGAUUCAUUGAACACCAGCGAUUUCCCCAGCUCGGCUUCUGCACAAAGUGGGCAAGCUUGUCCUUCUUCCACCGGUGGCACGAGAGGGAGUGCCAAUCAGGGUGGCGGCUUGGCGCCUUGGAUUUCCGGGGUGGUAGCUAGCGUCAAGAACUUUGUGCAAAUCGAGCCCUCUCGAGCGAAUAGCGGAGGGGGCAGGCAGACCGGGACGUCGAGGGGGGGCAGUGGUGCCUCCGCUGCAGGCGCGCGUGGGAGGGAGGUUGGUGGAUACUCGUACGACCCCUGGGGUGCCUGGGUGCUGGAAAACUACAGCCUGUACACGACGGUCUUGGCGGCCUUCGUCCGCAAGGUCGGCAGCAUGUCGUUUAAAGAGAAUGACGGGUCGGGGCACCGCGGGUAUCACCACCACGGGGGUGGCGCCAACGGUCAAGGCAACCUCCAAGCGGAGAUGGCAACCAUGUUUGCGGACACCCGCGGGGCCAACCUCAGGCUAUUACACCGCGUGGUGGACGUCUUUAGCCCGGCUGUCGCUUCUCUCCUCGCCUCAGCCCAGCACACGUUGCGACAAGCACGAGACCAACGGCAGGGAGGUGCCGGUUCCGGUGCCGGUUCGGGGAACGGGGAAGGGCUGCGCGACGCGGAGUGCGAGAUGUUGGACAGGGGGAGGAAGGCCGUGUCUGCGAUACAGGGGCCGAACUUGGUGACGCUCGAGAAGUACCAGGAGGUGGCAGAAGAGCUCCUCAUCAACAUCGCACACCUGACUAAUCCCAGGGUAUCGAAGCACUGGUUCGGUAGAGUGGACCGAUGGUUUGCAGGGCCUGGGGCCGAAAAGAUCACCGUGCGUGCUCGCGCUAUCUCUAGCAAACUGCAGGAGCUCUUCGGCCUGCCACCCAACUGGAAACCCAAGGGUCACGCAGAGAAUGGCCAAGGGGGGGCGCAGGGCACGAUGAAGCUGUCCGAAAUGUUCCACCCCGAGAGGGAAAAACAGGCGCCGUAUUUCCUGUCGCAGCAGGGGAGAACACAGCUAGCGUCAGGGCAGAGGGCGUGCAAGCCGUGGGACGUGGCGUACGUUGGGGAUCCCAUGUACCGCCCACGGCGUGCGUGGGAAAUGGAAGCGCUAAUCGCCUUGUGGGUGGGAUUGUCGGAACUGGUGAACUCUCGAUGGCUCGGGUGGAGUACGCCGGAUAGAGAGGGGGGAGACAGCUCUCGUGGCAGCGGUAGCGACUCCGUCUUCGAUGAUGAGGGCUCGGGCAAGGCGAUCGUCCAAGGAAAGGACUUCCAGCGGCGUGUUUGGAGGGAGGUGCGGUGGGCGGGCCUCCCCUGCAGGGUCAACCUAAGGCCCCUCGCGGAUGUUCGGGCGACGGUCGGCCUGGGGGUCGCGCUCUACGUUCUGUGGCUGGCCUACCGCCUUAGCUCCGUGUGCGGCGCCUGCGUGACGGUUGUGCUGGGAGCCUUGGUCGUCCGCCUGUCCACCAUGACCACGGAAUACUCAUAGCCUGUGAAUCAUUCCAAUCGGACAGACAGCAGGCGCUGCUUGAGGUAGACCGUGGACUACGAGUCGAUGGGUGAAUCCGACCGGGUUACUACAGGCGCCUUUGAGAGGUAGUGAUGGGAGGGAGCUUCUGUGUGGGGCCCCGGGGGGGGGCUUCGCGAGUACACAACCGUCUUGCCGGAGAGGGUGAAUCAAGGACGAAAUGGCGUUUUGUAACCCUACCCUGCUUUGUUUUUGUGUACACGGAGUUUGUUGUCUUGGCAAGCGGUGGGGUUUGCUCUGGGCCUUUCGUAGGGUGAGUUGACGCUUGUCCCUUUGUUAACUA